Messenger RNA from Aspergillus melleus, 648 nucleotides. RefSeq lists its product as uncharacterized. Gene Ontology annotation, molecular function: mRNA binding. Lineage: Eukaryota; Fungi; Ascomycota; Eurotiomycetes; Eurotiales; Aspergillaceae. The transcript has a single exon. Gene Ontology annotation, cellular component: exon-exon junction complex. Gene Ontology annotation, biological process: mRNA processing. The coding region runs from base 1 to 648 and encodes 215 amino acids. The record is from RefSeq and is a predicted model, not a curated record.
AUGGCUCCGCGUCGUCACCACAUCGGUGCGAGCCGGCGGACAAGGCGAGAAGAGGAGGGCGAGGAUGAAGGCUCGAUAAGUGGGGAAUUGGAGGAUGACUCCUUGAGUGAAACGUCGGGUAUUAGUCACCAGGAAGACGACGAUGCCGAUGGCGAGGGAAGUGAUGAUAGCGAUGAUGAGGUGUCGAUACCCCCGCAGGGGGCCGACACCAAUGGCCAUCCGAUCAAUGGUCGUACGCCUGAGGCAGGUCAGCAAUCGAGGAGGUUUCAUUCUGCCUCCCCCGACAAACGGGCUGCGACCAGCGCUAUUUCCGACACCGAGGCUAUGAUGAACGGGAUGAAGAUAUCGGGGGAGACAGACGAGGCGGUCGAGAUACAUUUCGACCAGAUGAAGAGGGAGACGAACCAACCGACUGGAAGAACGCCGUCCGCGGAGCCGAGAAGAGAAACCUUUGCCGAGAGGAAACGUCGUGAGCAUGAGAAGUACUCAAAGGAGAGGGACGAAACUCCGGCGUUCGUGCCAACGCGGGGAAGCUUCUUCCUUCAUGAUAAGCGUUCUACGGAGUCGAUGGCCAAUGGGCACAAGCCGUCCAACAAACCAAAAUCGAGGCCUUAUGGCCUGAUUGUGGACGGCAAUGUGCGCAAGUAA